Messenger RNA from Diversispora eburnea, 198 nucleotides. Lineage: Eukaryota; Fungi; Glomeromycota; Glomeromycetes; Diversisporales; Diversisporaceae. The record is from the annotation of a GenBank genome assembly.
AUGACACCUAAAACUUAUUCGACUGCGGCGCCUUCCGAUCACCUAAAUUGUAAUAUUAAUUACACUUUAAAAGAAUUUUUACAUGAAUUUGAAGCAAGAAAUAAUAAACAAAUAUCAGAGAUUGAAAAACUAAAUAAUGCGAAAAUUAAACAAUAUAAUGAACAAACGAAGGAGUUAAUUAAGCAUGAGGUUACCAAG